Hevea brasiliensis (rubber tree) is the source of this 1101-nucleotide messenger RNA. RefSeq names its product probably inactive leucine-rich repeat receptor-like protein kinase At5g48380. Lineage: Eukaryota; Viridiplantae; Streptophyta; Magnoliopsida; Malpighiales; Euphorbiaceae. The record is from RefSeq and is a predicted model, not a curated record. Gene Ontology annotation, molecular function: protein binding. The transcript has a single exon. The coding region runs from base 233 to 1075 and encodes 280 amino acids.
AAUUCAACUACUAAGAAUUUUCCUUGAUAUUGAGCCGAUUUUUUACUUCGUUUUCUUUCCUUGGAAAUUUUAGUAACGUCCUCAAUGGGGCUUGACUUAGACUAAUUAGGUCUUCUUUUGGGGUAAAGAACACUUCUAAAGGGAUAAUAAUUUCAGGGAUUAAUCAGGUCAUUCACUUCUGGUUCCCUUGCAAUAAGUUGCAGCUUGUUGAUUGAUAAGCAUCCAAAUUAAAAUGGCCCAUUACAGAGUCUUUAUUUCGGUUUCUUUCUACGCUUGUAUAUGGGCAUUUCUGCGUACUUCUACAGCUAGUUCACAUUCCACUGAUAUUUAUUGCUUAAAAUCGAUUGAAGAUUCUGUGGAAGACCCUGACAAUUUGUUAAGAUCUUCCUGGAACUUCAAUAACGAUUCAGAUGGCUUCAUAUGCUCCUUUACAGGAGUUCAGUGCUGGCAUCCUAACGAGAAUAAAGUCUUCAGCCUCUCACUACCUAAAAUGAAGCUGAAGGGCCGGUUUCCUCGAGGGAUUGAGAACUGUACCAGUUUAACAGGCUUGGACCUUUCAGGUAAUGAGUUCCAUGGACCGAUUCCAUUAGACAUCGGGAAAAGGAUGCCAUAUGUAACAAGACUAGAUCUAUCCUUCAACAAAUUUUCUGGUAAAAUCCCAUCAAGUAUUGCAAAUUGCUCUUAUCUAAAUGAUCUCAAUCUUGAGAACAACGAAUUAACUGGCCGUAUCCCACAACAAAUUGGCCAGCUUGAUCGGAUUAAGAACUUCAGUGUUGCAAACAAUCGAUUAUCAGGGCAAGUGCCAAACUUUGCGAAGGGCAGUAUCCCAGCUGAAAGCUAUGCUAAUAACAUGGGACUCUGUGGAGGGCCUUUGGAAGAAUGCACAAAGCCAAGGAAAAUCAACUGGAAAGUGAUUGGUUAUACUCUUUCUGCGGCUUCAGUGAUGGUUGUACUAGCUUGUUACGUUCCUUGGGUGCGUGUGGGGGAGAUGAUGUGGCCCAACCGCAAAUGCAGGGGUCGUACAAGUAAUAUAGAAAAGAUAUCGUUCUCACGAGGAGUUGUAUUGAAUUUUUGAUAUAAAAAGUUGACUAAUUUAAACUA